Molecule: messenger RNA, 879 nt
Organism: Chanos chanos (milkfish)
Lineage: Eukaryota; Metazoa; Chordata; Actinopteri; Gonorynchiformes; Chanidae
Gene: cimip2b
Product: ciliary microtubule inner protein 2B
Exons: 6
Coding region: 1-879 (292 amino acids)
Source: RefSeq, a predicted model, not a curated record
AUGGAGCAAUUUCCCCCUAAAUUCAGCAAGGUUCUCGUAACACCAGACCCGCAUUAUAUACCGGGGUAUGCGGGGUAUUGCCCCCAGCUCAAAUAUCACCUAGGGAGGACCUACGGUCAGUUGACAGCUAAGCUACUGUCUGCUCCGGAUGUGGCUCGGUCUAAGAAGAUGGUGCUCCACACUGGCCGAUUUCCCUCCACGGAGUCGGACACGGGGACCCGGGACGAGAUUUGGAGGAGUCGCCACGGAGACAACAGGCAGCUCGAGAGGAUGAUACCUGGCUACACAGGUUUUGUUCCCAAAAGUCGGAACCACUUUGCGAAGACUUAUGCUGAAACCUGUAGAGAGGCACUGUCUGAGUUUGACCGAGACCAAAAGAGGACAAUGCGUCAAACAUCUGCAGAGCUGCCUCCAGCUGUCAAUCAUAGCUUGGAUCUGAAGCCCCAGAAACUGUAUACGCCACUGACAGCCACUUCUAAGAGAGCGACCUCAUACAAGCCCCCGGACACCUGGAAACCUCUGAGGUCACCCUACCAAAUGGAAGACAGUGAUCCACACAAGUAUUUUAUCUCAGGUUUUACAGGCUAUGUGCCCAAGUCCCGAUUCCUCAUUGGCACCAGCUAUCCCAUCACGACCAACAGGGCUCUAAUCCAGUUUGGCCGAGAGAUGAGGACAUACCCCGCCUCUCCCAGGCCACCUGCAGAGGACACAGAGAGUCUCUGCCCUGUUCCCACCAUUUACCCCGCCCACCGGGGUCUCCUGCCCUCUUACACAGGGCACAUACCAGGAUACAAGUUUAGAUACGGCCAGACGUUUGGACAGCUGACCAACAAUGCACUGGGUCUCAGCGGUGAGCAGAGGAAGAUUGGAGCGCGCUGA